UCUCUGCCAUUGGCCAGAAAGGAGAUGGGCGGUUCUAUGACUGGCUGGUGUGGUUAGCGGAAGUUCUGUCUGGUUGUUUCUCUCUGUGUUGUUCGGCGUAUGGAAGAGAGAGGGAAGGUUUGUGCGAGUACGUGGCGCCUGGUUGUAAAACACCUAAGUCUGCUUGCUAAGAUGAUUGAAUUUGAUGAUGGCAAUAAAGGUAUCAAGCCUGCUUCCUAUGAAAGAAUAGUUCUCAAGAAUGCUUCUGAGUACCACUAUCUAAAGAUUCACUUGGAGCUUCAAGAAGCUGAUGUUAGCCUAAAUGCUGUAGAAUUCAAACAACUUAUUAUCUCUGCUCUGAAACGGCUGCAUGGUGAGGUUGGUGCAACUUUGCCUGUUGAUAUACUGACAUAUGAGGAAAAAACCUUGUCUGCAAUACUUAGAGUACCUAAUGCUGGCCUGGUAAAGCUGUGGAGUGCUCUGACGCUGUUUGGUUCUUAUCAGAACAGAAAGUGUGCAUUUAGGGUGAUGCAGACCUCUCCGUUUCUUCUUGCGUUAGCUGGGAACAGCAGAGAGCUGGUACUGGAUUAAACACACACAGAAGAGGCAACUGACUAAGCUUG
Messenger RNA from Rhineura floridana, 602 nucleotides. It is a transcript of the gene RPP14, whose product is annotated as ribonuclease P/MRP subunit p14. The coding region runs from base 100 to 570 and encodes 156 amino acids. The transcript is spliced from 6 exons. The record is from RefSeq and is a predicted model, not a curated record. NCBI's taxonomy places the organism in Eukaryota, Metazoa, Chordata, Lepidosauria, Squamata, Rhineuridae.